AAAAUGCAGCAGCGUGGUUUAGCAGUCAGAGCGUGCGCAGUGACAGGUUGGGAGUGGGUCCUGGUUUGAAUUAAAGAGCUAAUCAACUACACCCAGCAAGCAGGAACAGUGGCACUGUCAGAUAGGGUUAUUGAUUUUGCCAUUAGUAUUUCUUAAUAAAAACUAGUGACGAUGGAGGAGCUGAGCGAAGAGGCGCUGCUGGAGUACAUCUCGGCCGCUGGAGGCAGGGUGAAGAACUCGGAUUUACUGAGGGAUUUCAAACAUUUUAUUAAUCAUAGCGACAAAAAUGUUCGCGCCAAACACAGAGAGGACUUUAAACAGAUCAUCGAUAAAAUUGCUCUGGUGAAAACCGACAAUGGGGAGAAGUUUCUUACUCUGAAGAAGAAAUACAAGCAGCUGCUGCCAGAGAGAGAGAGGGAGCCCGGGAGCGAUGGGGAGCGGGCCAGCGUGCCGAGACAGGGAGGGAUGGUGAUGUGGGAGGGAGGGGAGGUUUCCACUGGGCUCAGCCCCCAGGUUCAGCCCAGCCUCGAACCCUCAACCCCUACAGAAGCCACACAGGACCUUAAAACGAACAGCCCUGACAGAAGGGACAAGGGGAGAAGUGCUGCGCAGAACAGAGCCGUGUGUUCCUGGUCUGGAGGUCCUGCAAUUAUAGUGACGGUGUGUUCGGAUCCUCCCACACAGGUCUGUGGGAUUUCAGAGCCCGUUUUCUUUCAAAGUUCCAGUGCAUCCCGGCGGAGGAUUGAUCUGAACCCCAGCGUGGUCUGGGAGGAGCCGAGCCCCCAGGAGGGUCCCCAAGAGCAGGAGCAGCCUGAGAGCCCCAGACAGGCUGCACGCGGCUGUGCCAGCGCCCCCCAGGUGGAGGACCCCCUGGCUCAGAGCCCCAAAGAGGACGAGCAGGACGCUGUGUCCAAGUCCGAGACUGAACAGGAUGAAGACGGCACUGGCAGUAUGGGAUCCUCUGCGAUUGCUCUGGACCCGCUGGAGAAGGAGUGGAUUCACUCUGCAGCCUGCGGGAGACUUCCUGUUCUCAACCAUCUCCUCCAGCAGGACCCCACCCUGGUGUAUAAGAAGGACUUCACAUCUGGGUUUACAGCGUUGCACUGGGCAGCCAAGCAUGGUAAAGAAGACAUGGCCACCAUGCUGGUGGAUGCAGGGCUGGAUGUCAAUACCAGAGCACAUGGUUACACCCCACUGCACAUUGCAGCUCUGCACAACCACAGGCACAUCAUUGAUCUUCUAAUCAACUAUGGUGCAAAGCAGGAUGUUCGGGAUUACAGUGGCCAAUUAGCCCUGCAGUAUCUCAAAAUGCAGCAUUCCAGUGAUGGCAGGAGUGAUGCGCAAUUCCCUGUCUCUCAUGGGAACGAGCGCAGGAGCAGGAAGCUGGCGACGCUUUUCUCCGGGAGCUCGAAGAAGAGGUGGGGCUCGGCGGAGGACCUUGCGAGCGGGGAGGAGAAGGGGGGUGGGUCCCAGCUGCUCAUGCCGCCGGCAUUCAGACCCAGGAAGUUCUCCCGGUAACAGGUGGAGGCAGAGACGGCUCCUCCCGAUCCUCCAAGUACCUGCAGCUGCACAAGACCAGGAUUCCAUUGAAGGAAUGGCUACUGCACCCUUUAAACGGCUGCUUUUAAAAUGAAAAGCUGGGAUUUGUUCUGCGAAAAUAUAGCACAGCGUUUUCAAUAAGGGAUUCAGGUAUCUGGGGCUGGAAACUGCCGACAUGAAACACUACAGUCCUUUAAAAUGUGCAGUUCUUCUGUGAAUCUAUCGCUUCUAUUUCUUUUAUUUGUUUUUAUUUCGCUGUCUCCAGAAACGAACUUGCUGUGCAUGUAGUCUUAGAUGUUUCAUAUAAACGCUACGCCAGUUCUAGUGGAAUCACACACAGCAGUGUGUAUAUUUUCUGCACUAAAAACUAAAUAGCUGAAGUAAGGCAAUACUGCCAUAUGAGCACUGAGACUUAUUUCAAAGUAGUUUCACAUAGGACUAGAUUUAAAAUCUAUAUAGAAAUGAAAAAUGAAGGCUAGUAUUUUGUUGAUGUAGGGGUCGUGCAUUUUUGUAUUGCUGUAUGUAUAAUUUGCAUUUUUUACAGUGUUGUAAUAAUUAGUUGGUGCUUUUUGAAAUGCUGGAGCGAAGGCACGGAGACCGACUCCCUCCGUUCAGACUGCAACAGCGCGUUCGCUGUUUCGUUUCUGUUGCUAAUGGGUUGAUUGCCGAUGUCGCUUGUGCAGAGUACCUCCAGGAGCCUCCUCUAAGGGUAUGACGUUCGUGAAGGGUUUAAAGGGCAGAGGUGUUGAGCUGGGACUGCAAGUCUUGCAAUUUUACCAAAAAAUAGUUUGUCAUUUUAUUGUGCUGUUUUCUGUUUUUUUUUUCUUUGUUAUACAAUGUUCUGU
Molecule: messenger RNA, 2384 nt
Organism: Polyodon spathula (Mississippi paddlefish)
Lineage: Eukaryota; Metazoa; Chordata; Actinopteri; Acipenseriformes; Polyodontidae
Product: ankyrin repeat domain-containing protein SOWAHB
Exons: 13
Coding region: 172-1518 (448 amino acids)
Molecular function (GO): protein binding
Source: RefSeq, a predicted model, not a curated record